This is a messenger RNA of Cicer arietinum (chickpea), 886 nucleotides long. Its product is annotated as UPF0664 stress-induced protein C29B12.11c. Gene Ontology annotation, molecular function: transcription coactivator activity; chromatin DNA binding. Gene Ontology annotation, cellular component: nucleus. The record is from RefSeq and is a predicted model, not a curated record. Lineage: Eukaryota; Viridiplantae; Streptophyta; Magnoliopsida; Fabales; Fabaceae. Gene Ontology annotation, biological process: positive regulation of DNA-templated transcription.
GGUAAAUCUUAUUUAAAUAUUUGUUUAGAGGUCUAGGUUGUUCUGGAAACCGUGAACGCGUUGGUUUAAAUCCUUUAAACAUUCGAAGGUGAAUUUGAUCUAUUCAACCAAUUUGGGAUUUCUAAAGAGAUGGCGUUGAAUCCUCAACUCUUCCCUAACGGGAUGCCGGUUCCUUUCGUCAGCGAGAUGUUUGUAUUGGCAAGAGAUGGCGUUGAAUUCGAGGUCGACAAGAUUCCUUCCGCUGGAAAUCACGGGGGUCGUCUCAAAGCAAAGGGGAUAAUCUAUUUGUCAAAUAUAAGAAUGGUUUUUGUUGCUAAAAUUCCUGUUGAUGGCCUUAUUGCUUUUGAUAUGCCUUUGUUGUACAUCAAUGGUGAAAAAUUUAACCAACCAAUAUUUCACUGCAACAAUAUUUCUGGACUUGUUGAGCCUGUAGUCCCAGAUGACCAACACAGAGCUCUUUACUCCACCCACUCAUUUAAGAUCAUAUUCAAAGAGGGAGGCUGUGGAACCUUCAUUCCUCUGUUCUUCAAUUUGAUUGCUUCAGUGAGACAAUAUAAUCAACGUGCUAAUGUACCAACAGAAACUCGUGUGGAUCCUCUGCAGGCAUCUCAGACUCCUGUUGAUGAGAUGAUGAGACACGCGUACGUUGAUCCUAAUGAUCCAACAAGAAUAUUUCUGCAACAACCAAAUGCUGAUUCUCAACUUAGGCGUCGAACAUAUCAGCCACAGGCAGAUGGAGGUCAUGUUUGAGCUAGAAAUGCACUAUGCUCACCUUAAUGCAAGAAAUGUUUAUAUGGAUAUCGUGUAUUAAAAUUAUGGAAAUAAAUAAAAUUAUGAGGGAACUAUUUCUCAUGUAUGAUCAACAAAUAAUAUUUUAUCAAUUGUA